Messenger RNA from Trichomonas vaginalis G3, 1287 nucleotides. Its product is annotated as sphingomyelin catabolic process. Bases 1 to 1287 code for a protein of 428 amino acids. NCBI's taxonomy places the organism in Eukaryota, Parabasalia, Trichomonadida, Trichomonadidae. The transcript has a single exon. The record is from RefSeq and is a predicted model, not a curated record.
AUGGAUGAGGAAGUUCUUGUAGAAAAUAACCAAGGAGAGUCAGUGACUAAGUGUCUCCAAUGGGGUGUUGGCAUCACUGUUGUCGUCACUUGCAUCGCAGGCCUCUUGAUUGUUUAUUUUGUCAAUCCAUCGAACACGGCCAAAACAAUUAACAUAUUUUCCAUUAGUGAUUUACAAAUAGAUCCACUAUAUAAUGCUUAUUCAACAGAUGUUUCUUCUCUUUGCCGCGGAAAUAAUAAUUCAGAAAUCGCAAAUAACUUUGGUCAAUAUGGUUGCAACACGCCUGAAGGUACCUUGGAUAGUAUGGUAAACUAUGCCGUCAAAAAUAAGCUGAAACCAACCUUCAUUCUCCUUGGUGGCGACAAUAUCGCUGAUUCUCUUGAUUAUUCUCGUGAGGAUAAUGAUAAAUUACAAUCUAGAAUCAUCAGCAAACUCCAAACUGCGUUUCCGAAAAUCCCAAUCUAUCCUAUAAUCGGUAGUACAGAAUUUUCAACAAAAUUUGGACAAUUUUCCACAGAUUCCACUGACCUUAAGGCAUUAAAUAGUGUUUUGGGUGUAUCUCUCACAGAUUCAGAGAAGGAAACCUUCAUGAAAGGCGGAUAUUUCGCUCAUGAUUUUCCAAAGUUCAAUGUCCGCAUAUUAUUCCUUAACACAGCCAUAUACUCAGCAUCUAGAUCAUUCAACAGCUCCGAAACCGAUCCUUACGGCCAGUUCCAGUUCAUUUUAGAUCAAGGUGAAGAAGCAGCGAAGAAAAACAUUGGAAUUGGUGCAAUUAUGUACUUACCACCAAUAACAAACUCAACUACAUUCCCAAAUGGCAUGCAUUCCGAGUAUUCCACCAAAUUAAUUAAUUUAUUCAACCAAACUAACUUCAAAUUCAUAAUUUCAGGAUAUACACAUACAGACUCUAUAUUCCCUGUAUACUCUAACAGUACACAGUCUUAUGUUAUGACAAAUCCAUCUGUUUCACCACUUUUUGGAAAUAAUCCAGGCUUCAGAAUGUUAAGAAUUCGUGCAGGAGUUUUGGAAGAUUUUGAUCAGUAUUACUUCGAUAUUUCAAGGAAAGAUUCACAAUGGAAUAAAGAAUACACAUUCACAAACUCAUAUUCAGUCAAAUCAGCAUCACCAGACAGUGUUGGAAAAGCAAUUGACUGGGUAAUGACAACUGGAGAAGGAAGAUGGACAUUUAGAGAGAGAACUUUCGUCAGAGCGAAAACAGAUGAUGAUUUGUACUACUGCUUACUAUCUAGUAAGUCAAUGCAAGCAUCUGUUAACUGUGUAAAUUAA